AUGCAGAUUUUGCGAGAUGCCUACUUUCACCCUGAUCUCCAAGUUUAUCAAGCUAGACCCGGGUAUAAAUCGAGUUACCUUCCGGCUUCGGAAGGCCUCGCCAGCACGUGCGACGCCAGCGUCGGGGAAGCUCGGAAACGCUCACGAGGUGUAAACAGACCAUUCCUCAAAUUCACCGGAAAAACUAUCCUCGUUUCUCCCCUCUUCUUCGCCGCCUACUACGCCUACAGAGUCUACGAUGAGACCAAUCCGGGCCCGCAGCAGCCACAGACCGCUACACACGCCUCUGGUAACAGAAAAAAGACCCUUGUCAUCUUGGGCUCCGGCUGGGGUGCCAUCUCCAUCUUGAAGAACCUCGACACCACGCUCUACAACGUCGUUGUGGUUUCCCCGCGUAACUACUUUCUCUUUACACCGCUCCUUCCGUCCUGCCCUACCGGCACCAUCGAGUACAGAUCCAUCAUUGAGCCAGUGAGAACCGUUGCAAAGAGAAGACCGGGCGAGGUUACCUACUACGAAGCCGAAGCCACCGAUAUCGACGCUACCAACAACAAACUCACGCUCAAGCAGACGCUCGGCAGCGACGCCGUCAAGGCUCACGGCGAGGACACGUUAACGGUCACGCUUGACUACGACUAUUUGGUGGUCGGUGUGGGGGCACAACCAAACACGUUCGGGAUUCCCGGUGUGUUGGAAAACUCGUGUUUCUUGAAGGAGCUUCCAGACUCCCAGAAGAUCAGAAAGCAGUUUAUGGACUGCAUCGAGACCGCUACGUUGCUUCCAAAGGGCUCUGCCGAGCGCGCGAGAUUGCUUAGAACCGUUGUUGUUGGCGGUGGCCCAACCGGCGUGGAGUUUGCGGCUGAAUUGCAGGACUAUAUCGAUGGGGACAUCCGCAAGUGGAACCCGGAAAUCGCCGCUGAAUUGAAGGUCACCUUGGUCGAGGCGCUUCCUAACGUGCUCAACAUGAUGAACAAGAAAUUGAUUGACUACACCGAGGGGGUUUUGCGGGACCUGGGCAUUGAGCUCAUGACCGGCGCUAUGGUCAAGAAGGUUGACGAGAACGAAGUCCACGCGGCGAUCAAGCAGGAGAACGGGGAGUUGAAGUUGGUUGACGUUCCGUACGGGUUGCUUGUCUGGGCCACCGGUAACGGUACCAGAGACAUUGUCAAGAACUUGUCAUCUAAGAUCCCGGAACAGAAGAAUGCCACCAGAGGCUUGUUGGUCAACGAGUGCAUGAUGUUGCAGGGCUCCAAGAACAUCUUUGCCCUCGGUGACUGUACCUUCACCAAGAAUCCGCCGACCGCCCAGGUCGCGCAGCAGGAAGGCCAGUACCUCGCGAGUGCAUUGGAGGUUUUGGCCCGGGUCGAUGACUUGGAGUACCAGUUGUACAGCACCGAAAUUGCGGGGAUCGAGAAGGAGCGUGUCCAGCGCCGGUUACACAGAGAGCAGAAGGCUAUCCAGCCGUUCAAGUACCAGCAUAUGGGUGUGUUGGCGUACAUCGGCUCCGAGAGAGCCGUCGCCGAUCUCGUCUGGGGUGACCAGAGCUUCUUCAAGAACCUCAACAACAUUUCUGUCGGCGGGACCUUUACCUUUUUCUUCUGGAAGUCUGCGUACGUUCAGAUGUUGUUGAGCACCAAGAAUCAGGUGUUGGUUACCGUUGAUUGGAUCAAGGUAGCGUUGUUCGGGAGAGACGUCUCCAAGGAGUAG
Messenger RNA from Babjeviella inositovora NRRL Y-12698, 1707 nucleotides. RefSeq names its product NADH-ubiquinone reductase (H(+)-translocating) (gene NDE1). Lineage: Eukaryota; Fungi; Ascomycota; Pichiomycetes; Serinales. The transcript has 3 exons. The record is from RefSeq and is a predicted model, not a curated record. The coding region runs from base 1 to 1707 and encodes 568 amino acids. Gene Ontology annotation, molecular function: NADH dehydrogenase activity.